UUAGUGCGGGAAACAGCCCGUCAAUAAUCACUGUGAGAGACGCACAUGCAACUUGUUAAUUUUCUUUCCCAGUACUGCGUGCAUAUGUUUCCCUUGGACCUCUAAAAUUGGGUCCUUGGAGGCUCAUGGAGUAUCGAGUGGGUCGUCUUUUGUGAGGUCCUACUACCACUUGAUCUCUGCUGCCGCUGUUGCUGCUUUCUACUUUUUCCAAACUUGCCCUCUCUAUUUUUUUCUCUUCUUUUAAAUUUAUAUUUCCAUCUAUUCCAUACACACACAAACCAAUUUUCUCUCUUCACACAAUCCAAUGUAUGCACUCAUUGAUUUGACCCUCUCUCUCUGUGUCUCUUUUAUUGAUUUGUUGAAUAAUGAAUAUCCUUGCAAGAAGAUCAAUCUUUGUCUAGCUGUAGAUAAUUCUUAAUGUAUUUAUGUUAAUUCUUUAAUUGCUAAAUCAAUGAACUAGCAAUCUUGUUUGUUGGGUUGUAUUAAAGAUUGGUUUUUUCUUCAUCCAUGAGAAGAUUGGAUUUUUCUUCUUCUGGGUUUUUUUAUGGGCUUUCUUUGGAGUUCUCGAAUGUUGACUUGAGGAUUUUACUGGGUGAGCUAGAUUCUGAACUACUUUUUGUUGUGAACUGUCAUUUAUGAUUGCGGUUACUGCUUGGAGUGAGACAAUGGAAAGAUUUAUGGCCAGAUUUUUCAUUCUUUAGCAUUGACUAUUUUAACUUAUUGAAAAAAUAUGAAAAACUUCUUGAAGAAACUUCACAUGGGAUCCAAUCAGUCUGAAGAUUCAGAGGGGUCUAUUCCUUCAUCAAUGGGCAGUAAGUUGAGUGGUGGUUCCCCAAAUGAAAAGCUUUCACACUUCAGGUCUGAGCAAAACAAACCCUUUUCAGCUAUAUCAGGAUGGUUGAAUUCUGUCACAAAUAGGCAUAGUCCUAGUCCUCCAUCCUCUUCCAAUGUGGAAAGAAGUGAGAGAAUGGAACUUUUUGAUUCUGAUCUGGAUGCAGUAAAGCUUGACUCGGAAUCGAGCAACUCAAGGGAUCCUGAUGGGGAAGAGGAGUAUCAGAUACAGUUGGCUUUGGAGUUGAGUGCAAGGGAGGAUCCUGAGGCGGUUCAAAUUGAAGCAGUAAAACAGAUCAGUUUAGGCUCUUGUACUCUUGAGGAUACUCCUGCUGAAGUUGUGGCAUACCGGUAUUGGAAUUACAGUGCUCUUAGCUAUGAUGACAAGAUUCUGGAUGGUUUCUAUGACCUAUAUGGCAUUUCCAUGUCCACAUCUUCAAAAAUGCCUUCCCUUGUUGAUUUGCAAGGAAUUCCAGUUUCAGAGAAUGUUAGUUGGGAAGCCAUUCUUGUCAAUAAAGAAGCUGACAUCAAGUUGUCAAACCUUGGACAGAAAGCGAUAGAGAUGGCUGUCGAAUUAAGUCCAGAUUCUGUAAACUUUGUUAGCAAUAUGGUGAAGAAGCUUGCAACUUUAGUUUCUGACUACAUGGGGGGCCCAGUUAGUGAUCCCGACGACAUGCUGAUAUCAUGGAGAAAUCUCAGUUAUAAAUUGAAGGAAAAUCUUGAGACCAUUGUUUUACCUCUUGGAUCUUUGACAAUUGGAUUGGCUCGUCAUCGUGCAUUGCUAUUCAAGGUUUUGGCCGACAGUGUUGACAUUCCUUGCUGCCUAGUGAAAGGACUGAAAUUUACUGGUUCUGAUGACGUGGCAAUGACCUUAGUAAAAGUUAAUAAUGAAAGGGAAUACAUUAUCGAUCUAAUGGCAGACCCUGGCACAUUUAUUCCAUCUGAUGCAGCAGGAUUGCAUAUAGACUAUGAAGAAUUAUCUCUUUCUAACGGUCCAUUGUCUAAAGAUGUGGAACCUUCUUGUAUGGCUUCAUCGAGUAGCAGGAUAACUAGUCCAUUUGAAGGCCAAUCAGAGGUUGGAACUUUGGAAAGGAGACCCAGGAUUAAAGAGACUAUUGCCGCAAGAAAUGAAACUAUUGUCAGACACAAAUUUUCUUCAGGGAUUGCUGUAAAGCAGAUCAAAGCUCAAGAAGGACCCAAUCAAUUCUCUGAUGGUUCAAAAAAACCUUGGAAUGUGAAGAAGGAGCCAGCAUGGGAGAUUCCUAGUAGAUCUAAUCAUCGUUCUGCACAUGCAAGAUCUCCUUCCUGGACUGAAGGCGUUAGCUCUCCAGCUGUCCGCAGAAUGAAAGUUAAGGACGUUUCACAAUACAUGAUUGAUGCUGCCAAAGAAAACCCACAGUUAGCUCAGAAACUCCAUGAUGUUCUACUCGAAAGUGGUGUUAUUGCUCCACCGAACUUGUUCACUGAAGUGUACCCAGAUCAGUUAGAUAUGUCGCUGGGGGAAACCAAAUCCCCAGGGGCAGAAAAGGAGAACACAGGAAGCGAUGAGAUUCAAAAAAUUAAAGGUCAUACUAAUCUAGAUCCAAUUCGCUUCCUGCCUUCAGUGCCUCAUCAAGAUGCUUGUUCUAGAAGCCCGAAUAAGCAACUGGAAAGUCAUUUAGAUCUAAAGCAAGCAACUGGACAUCAUGUUUCACCGGAGCCUGAAAUAGCUCCUGUAAAAUAUAAUAAAAAUGUUCCUGUUGCUGCUGCUGCUGCAGCUGUUGUUGCCUCUUCAAUGGUAGUUGCAGUAGCAAAGACUAACACUGAUCCAAAACUUCAGCUUCCAGUAGCAGCCGCAGCUACAGCCGCAGCUGCUGCUGUGGCAGCAACAACUGCUGCAGUCAGUAAGCAGUAUGAAUUGGAGACUUCUGCUCAAUCGCCAGAUAGUCCUGCUUCCUUUGUGUACCCAUCAGAAUGUCUAAGAAAUGAUGGUGAAGCAGAUAUCGCUGUUCCUGAGCACCAAGGAACUGGUGAACCGGAGCACGAUGCUUUGGAACUUAAUUCUGAGGGAGAGAGAAUAUCAGAUAGGUCAACAGGCAAUGAUAGUGCAAAAUCUGAUAUAGCACUUGAUGAUGUGGCAGAUUGUGAGAUCGCUUGGGACGAAAUCACCUUGGGUGAGCGUAUUGGGCUCGGAUCUUAUGGAGAAGUAUAUCAUGGCGACUGGCAUGGAACUGAAGUUGCUGUUAAAAAGUUCCUCGACCAAGAUAUAACUAAUGAAUCCCUUGAAGAAUUCAGGAGUGAGGUCCGAAUCAUGAAAAAACUCAGACAUCCAAAUAUAGUUCUCUUCAUGGGAGCUGUUACUCGGCCUCCAAAUCUUUCAAUUGUUACUGAGUUUCUUCCUAGAGGUAGUUUGUAUAGGCUGAUUCAUCGCCCCAAUAAUCAACUAGACAAACGCAGACGAUUGAGGAUGGCUCUUGAUGCUGCUCGGGGAAUGAAUUAUUUGCACAACUGCACACCUGUAAUAGUUCAUCGUGAUUUGAAGUCUCCAAACCUUCUUGUUGAUAAGAACUGGGUUGUGAAGGUAGGCGAUUUCGGAUUAUCAAAAAUGAAGGACAGCACAUUUAUUUCUUCAAAGUCAAAUGCCGGGACGGCAGAGUGGAUGGCACCAGAAGUUCUAAGAAAUGAGCCAUCAAAUGAAAAAUGUGAUGUUUAUAGCUUUGGCGUUAUAUUAUGGGAACUUUGUACUUUGCAGCAACCCUGGGGAGGAAUGAACCCUAUGCAAGUUGUUGGUGCCGUUGGAUUUCAGCAUCGGCGUCUUGACAUUCCAGACGAUAUGGAUCCUGUUAUAGCAGAUAUAAUCAGGAAAUGCUGGCAAACAGAUCCAAGAUUACGGCCUUCAUUUGCUGAGAUUAUGGCUGCUCUGAAACCACUUCAAAAGCAUAUUGCCAAUUCACACUUGCCAAGACCCAGUGUUCUUGUAAGCAGGAGAAACGAGAAGAAUCAGUCAUCACUAACCUUGGAAAAUCAAUCCGGUCAUAAGAGCUAGUUGGAACGAAUAUGAUAAUUUGCUCUAUCGAGUGACUUGCAAUAUAGAGGCAAACAUGCUUUGGGAGAAUGGUGAAUGAGAUUUUGUUAUAGAUGAUCAAGCACGUACCUCACAUUUGAGUGAACUAGAAUUCUUUCAUAUCCCCCAUUUUUCCUUUUAUUGUUUGUAUUCUUUGUUUAUGGUGCCACCAUCCACGGAAUUGUGCAGUUGUUUAUACAUUCGUUUGAAUUUCUUGUAAUUAACGUGUCCUGCCGAGUUACUAAGACUAGGCCAGUGAAAAAUCAUAUUGGAGGGACUCUAAAAACAUGUGUAGCCGCCUCUAAUGGAAAAAUUAAUUUCAAUUAUAGCUUGUUGAUC
Molecule: messenger RNA, 4213 nt
Organism: Olea europaea var. sylvestris
Lineage: Eukaryota; Viridiplantae; Streptophyta; Magnoliopsida; Lamiales; Oleaceae
Product: probable serine/threonine-protein kinase SIS8
Exons: 13
Coding region: 731-3856 (1041 amino acids)
Biological process (GO): protein phosphorylation
Molecular function (GO): protein kinase activity; ATP binding
Source: RefSeq, a predicted model, not a curated record